Messenger RNA from Quercus robur (English oak), 1107 nucleotides. RefSeq names its product serine/threonine-protein phosphatase 7 long form homolog. The transcript has 6 exons. The coding region runs from base 1 to 1107 and encodes 368 amino acids. Lineage: Eukaryota; Viridiplantae; Streptophyta; Magnoliopsida; Fagales; Fagaceae. The record is from RefSeq and is a predicted model, not a curated record. Gene Ontology annotation, biological process: meristem maintenance; meristem development.
AUGGCUGCUAUUCCUGCUCAGAUCCCUGAUGAGUUCGGUCCUGGUCCCAUUAAGGAUUCAGUGUUAAGGUUUCUAAAAGAUCAUCGAUCGUGUGCUGUUUGGGAAGGCAAGGAUCCGGGGGCACUGAAAUGCCUUGGUCAUAAUGACGAGUUGCGAAAACGACGCUCAAUAGUAGUGGAUGAUCGCAUCCUCGACAUUGUCAAGAGAGUUGGAUUAGAGGGGCUGUAUAGGACCCCAUGUAGAGAGAUUGAUCAUAACUUGAUAACGGCCUUCGUUGAGCGAUGGUGGCUUGAAACCCACACCUUCCACCUGUCACAUGGUGAGACAACGAUCACAUUACAAGAUGUGGACGUUCUUUUGGGGAUUCCAAUCGAUGGUGAGGCAAUUGUUGGAAAAAAUGACUUGACAUGGGCUGCUAAAUGUCAGAGUCUACUUGGAAUUGCUACUAAUGCUGUGGUGCUUAAAGAACAAAGGAUCCUAAUUAACAAGCUACUAGAAAAAUUCGACCAAGGGCUGCCCAAUGGUGCAGUAGAGGUGGUUGUGCAUCAAUAUGCACAGUGUUAUACUCUAGCACUCCUGGCAGACACAAUUUUCGCCGACAAGUCUAGCGAUAGGGUGCAUACGAUAUGGUUGCAGAUGUUGAGGAACUUUCGCAAUCCACCUCAGUACAGUUGGGGGAGCGCUUGCCUUGCAUGGAAGGACCUCCCACCAGAUGAUGCAUAUGGCCCACCAUUUGCACCUUCUCCACUGUCCAUUAAGACUGUGUGGGUCAUGAGCACAAAAAAUAGCCCCCAAGAAAUCUGUCUGGUCCAGUAUCGUCAGCUUUUAGAUUCUAUGCAUCCCAAGCAGGUGGUGUGGCAACCAUAUGAAGCUGAAUUAGCCCACCUGCCUGCGUUCUGUGUCGCAAGAAGGGACGUAUGGACGGCGAGGGUGCCGCUUGUUGCCAGUCACAAACAGUUGUUGAUGUGUCAUGCAGUAGGUAGUCCUGAGUACAAGCAGAUUACAGCUGUACUUAAGGUAGUGGAACGCCUUCGCCGUAUAACUGCCCAACUUCCCUUGGAAGAGACUGAUGGGGCAAAUCAAGAAGCGCUAAAAGAUAUUGGAUGA